UAAUUAGUUGUAUGAGACCUUUGGACAGCGAUAAUGGAAGAGUUAGCUCCCUUAGAAGAACUCUCAAGAUGGCGUCAAGCUCACUACUUCGUGCUUGCGGGGGAGCAAGACAAUUGUUCUUCAGGCCUAAUGCAUUACAGAAGGCUUUAUCUUGCCAGGUCCAAAAAGACAUAUCUGCUAAAAUAUUUUCAACAUCAUCAUCAUCUUCAAGUCUAGAAUAUUUUCGUGCAAGGAGAGGUCCUUUUAAACCAGAAGAGAAACAGAAGGGACACUCCAUGCUGGCCUCAACCCAUUGGAAAGUAGAGAGAGUGGUAGCCAUCUCUAUGAUACCUAUUCUGCCUGCCUGUAUCUACAUGGGAGGCCCUGUAUCUGAUUUCAUCAUAACUACUGCAGUGUUAGCUCAUGGGCACUGGGGUGUUCACGGUGUGCUGGUGGACUACGUUGAGAAAUUCUUCCCACCCAUCCACUAUCUCUGGUACAUGGUGAUGAUCAUGGGCUUUGCGGGCAUGAUGCAUUUUAACUACAAUGACGUUGGUAUCACAAAGGCUAUUGCCAUGUUCUGGGCCUUGUGAUAUGAUCAUGUACUUAUAUCCAAAAUGAUUAAAAGAAAUGACAUUUUUAAUAAUGAUGAGACACUACACUUAAUUAGCGGGAAAAACCAUUUUGCUUUUUUUGCAAUGUUUGUUGGCAUCGUUAAACUUUCUGAACUUACUGACAUAGAAAGUGUACUUGCUUAUUAAGUCAUGAUAGCGAACAUACAGACAUGAUGUGACAAAGAAUUUUGAAAUGCUGAAAAAUGUGUAUUCUGGUACUAGAUUUUCUUGGUUGUUAAAGAAGGCUUGAUAGUUUGCUUCUGUGGCAUACACACUGAAUCUGAUGAUCACUUUAAUACACUUUUGUGUGGUAAAUAAUGUAGAUGGAAGUGUGAAGGAAGUUGAUCUUUGAAGUCAGAAAUUUUCAGGAAUAGGAGGUUAUAAUAUUAUUUUAUACAUAAAUUGAAUGGAAAGGAUGCAUGACUUUGUAGUUCACAAUAUCUGAUUUUGGGUUAUUUAUUACAUGCAUACUUUUAGAAUUCUGUAUUUGAAUUCUAUUUUGGUGCAUAAUUCAUGAAAAAAUCUAUUAAUUUGUGCUCUAAAUAUAUAUAUGUUGUACAAAAUAAAGAAAUUUUGCUA
Molecule: messenger RNA, 1172 nt
Organism: Pecten maximus
Lineage: Eukaryota; Metazoa; Mollusca; Bivalvia; Pectinida; Pectinidae
Product: putative succinate dehydrogenase [ubiquinone] cytochrome b small subunit, mitochondrial
Exons: 4
Coding region: 12-572 (186 amino acids)
Biological process (GO): mitochondrial electron transport, succinate to ubiquinone; tricarboxylic acid cycle
Cellular component (GO): membrane; mitochondrial envelope
Molecular function (GO): heme binding; ubiquinone binding
Source: RefSeq, a predicted model, not a curated record